Messenger RNA from Plasmodium vivax (malaria parasite P. vivax), 3228 nucleotides. Its product is annotated as serine-repeat antigen 3 (SERA). Lineage: Eukaryota; Apicomplexa; Aconoidasida; Haemosporida; Plasmodiidae. The coding region runs from base 1 to 3228 and encodes 1075 amino acids. Gene Ontology annotation, molecular function: cysteine-type endopeptidase activity. The record is from RefSeq and is a predicted model, not a curated record. The transcript is spliced from 4 exons. Gene Ontology annotation, cellular component: lysosome.
AUGAAGUCCCGCAUCUGUGCCCUUCUGCUAAUAGUUAGAUGCCUCCUCGGCAGGGACCACAUGUGUGCGUACUUUUGCCAAAACUGCCUCUUUACAGGUCUUGUGUUUGUAAAUGAGGGAGCACGAUGCGCCCCACCGGCGGGUGAGGGAACUGCCGUAACUGUUCAAGCAGGUCAAUCCCCAGGUUCAGCCGGCGGAGGAGAUGGAGGCGGUGGAGGAGGAGGAAGUUCUGCAGGUUCUUCCCAUAGUAAUUCAGGUGGGGGACAAGGCAGCGAUGCGGCAGCACAAAGACCAGCGGCACCACAACCACCACCAACACCUCCUGCAGAAGGGUCAUCAUCACCUCCAGCGGGUAAUCAGAAUCCAUCUACUUCUGGUUCUCAACCACAAAAUGUUUCCAGUGUUGCUGCUCCAGUUCCCCCAGUGGAAGCUACUCCCCCCCCGAGUGUGACGAACCCAUUUAAGGUGAAGUCAUCUUUGCUGAAGGACCAGAAGGGGCUGAAAAUCACAGGUCCCUGCGAAUCCUACUUUCAAGUGUACCUCGUGCCCUACCUCUACAUGAACGUCAACGCGACGAGCAGCGAAAUUGAGAUGGAGCCCAUGUUCAUGAAGGUGGACGACAAGAUUAAAUUUGAGAAGGAGAAGCAUCUCCUCCAUAACAUCUGUGCUGCGGAUAAAACGUUUAAGCUUGUCUUGUACAUGUACGAUGGGGUGCUGACCAUCAAGUGGAAGGUCUACCCUCUCAACGGGGAUAAAACUGCCGACAGAACGCUGGACAUUAGGAAGUACAAAAUGAAGGACAUCGGCCAACCCAUCACCUCCAUGCAGGUGGUGGUCAUGACCGAACAGAACAAGACCGUCUACGUGGAGAGUAAGAACUUCUCCAUCAUGAACGAAAUUCCAGAGAAGUGCGACGCGAUUGCCAACGAGUGCUUCAUGAGCGGUGUGCUGGAUGUGCAGAAGUGCUACCACUGCUCCUUACUGCUCCAGAAAAAGGAGAGCGCUCAGGAAUGCUUCAAAUUUGUCUCCCCCAAGAUUAAAAACAGCUUUGACGAGAUACAAGCGAAGGGAGAAGACGAGGAAAACCCCAACGAAGAGGAACUGCAAAAAACAAUUGAUAACAUAUUCGUCAAGGUGUAUAAGAAGGGGGAAAAUCUUUACAAGGAGGUGGACCAGCUAGCCAUUAUAGACUCCUCCUUUAAGUCCGAGCUGCUGAAGUACUGCUCAUUAAUGAAGGAGGUAGAUACCAGCGGUGCGUUGGACAACCACCAGCUGGGCAACGCCGAGGAUGUGUUCGCCCACAUAACGACCAUGCUCCACAGCAACAGCGACCUUGAUGUGUUUUCACUAAAGAGUAAGCUGAAAAAUGCGGCCUUAUGUUUGAAGAAUGGGGACGAAUGGGUUGGAAGCAAGACCGGGCUGGUACUCCCCAAUUUGUCUCCUCAAAAUUUUGAGGACAGUCCCACCCAAACUUUUGACGGAGGAGAUGAACAGGCAGCUUUGGAGGCCGGGGAGGAUGGCGUCGUCGAUUUGACCUCCCUCCAAAGUGUGGACGUCAGUCCAUUCCUCGUCACAGAUAAGCUCUUCUGCAAUGAUGACUACUGCGAUAGGGCGAAGGACACCAGCAGUUGUGUGGCAAAAAUUGAGGUGCAGGACCAGGGCGACUGCGCUACCUCUUGGCUCUUCGCUUCUAAGGUGCACCUAGAAACGAUCAAGUGUGUGAAGGGAUACGACCACGUCGGUGCAUCUGCUCUCUACGUGGCUAACUGUUCCGGUACAGAAGCGAAUGACAAGUGUCACGCGGCUUCUAAUCCGCUAGAAUUUUUGAACACCCUGGAGGAGACCAAAUUUUUGGCAGCCGAGUCUGACCUACCAUACUCCUACAAAGCGGUGAAUAACGCGUGCCCCGAGCCGAAGAGCCACUGGAAAAACCUUUGGGAAAACGUGAAACUUCUAGACCCCACGAAUGAACCCAACUCGGUAAGUACCAAGGGGUACACAGCAUACCAGAGCGACCACUUCAAAGGCAACAUGGACGCGUUUAUUAAGCUUGUAAAAUCCGAAGUGAUGAAAAAGGGAUCUGCAAUCGCCUAUGUGAAGGCACAAGGAGCACUCAGCUACGACCUGAACGGGAAGAAGGUCCUCUCUCUGUGUGGAGGUGAAACGCCCGACCUCGCUGUCAACAUAGUGGGUUAUGGCAACUAUAUCAGUGCGGAGGGGGUGAAGAAGCCCUACUGGUUGCUGCAAAACAGCUGGGGUAAACACUGGGGGGACAAGGGAACUUUUAAGGUCGAUAUGCAUGGCCCGCCUGGAUGCCAGCACAACUUCAUCCACACCGCUGCCGUCUUCAAUCUGGACAUCCCCGUGGUCGUUCCCGCACCGAACAGCGACCCAGAAAUAAAUAAUUACUACUUGAAGAACUCUCCCGAUUUUUUCAGCAACUUUUAUUUGAAUAAAUACGAGGCAGGAAGUGACGGCAAUUCUGACGAUGCAAAGAGUGUGAGCGGCAAUUCGACGGUUCAGGGACCAGAUGGACCAGCUGGUCCAUCUGGGCCAGAUGGGAAUGUUGGGCAAAAAGGGGCAGCUGCGCGAACUGGAGAACCAUCUACGGCCGUAGAACGAUCGCAAACUGCAGAUGGUGUAACAACUCCACCAGGAGGAGGAGGUGCGAAUGGAGGACGCCAAGGGGCUGAGGCAUCGGUUCAAGAAAGAAACGCAGUUGAUUCAGGCUCACCACAAGCUGUUACGAGGCCUACUCCACCCCCUGAGAGAGUUGCAUCUGGAUUGGCAUCCGUACAACACAGUGGAGAUACGACACUACCACAAUCGACUACAUCAUCAGUAACGCAAAAUCCACCCGUGGCUACGCGACCUGCACCGCAAACGACUCAUCAAACGGCGCCAGCACAACCAGCAACCCCCAGGGAGCCCCUCUCAUCGCUGAAGGGUAGCACUGGAGUUAACGUGACUGAGGUAAAGGAAGCGCUGCAUUUCUUGAAGAGCGUAAAGAAUGGAAAAGUAAAAAGCAACUUCGUGGCGUACGUAAACGCAGAUGCCAUGGGCGAUGAGAAAGUUUGCUCCAGAGCUUUCUCCACAGAUGCCGAUAAACAAACGGAGUGCAUCGAAUUUUGUGAAAAGAAUUGGGAUGCAUGCAAAGGUAAAGUGUCUCCUGGGUACUGCUUAACGAAGAAGAGAGGAAGCAACGACUGCUUCUUCUGCUUCGUGUAA